Molecule: messenger RNA, 1653 nt
Organism: Trichosporon asahii var. asahii CBS 2479
Lineage: Eukaryota; Fungi; Basidiomycota; Tremellomycetes; Trichosporonales; Trichosporonaceae
Exons: 2
Coding region: 1-1653 (550 amino acids)
Molecular function (GO): ATP hydrolysis activity; ATP binding
Source: RefSeq, a predicted model, not a curated record
AUGCAAUAUAAGCGCACCUCCACACUGCGUCUCCUCGACUCUCACUAUCCCACCAUGCUGAGGACGUGGGUACGACGAGCGCCGCAUGUGCGGCUGCCCGCUAACGCGGCCGUGUUUCCCCUCGGCACGGGCCGGGCAGACGAGACGAGGGCGCUGCUCCGCUUCCCCGAGUCCGGGUGGACAAUCGACGACAGCAACACGGAGGGCUGGGCCAUCGUGGGCGACAGCGAGGGGCGCAGGUUAGCUGUCGAGACUCUUCUGGGACGACACCGCAUCCUCCCCGCCCAACCGGGCGGCGCUCUCCCUGUAACCCAGUCCGCGCCGCCCUCAAGUGUAGACCCAGACGCAUGGCAGGCCGUGCGGUACCUGGCCUUUGCGCGGCCGGCGGCUUCAGGCGAGUUCACAGACUACACUGCCCGUUAUGGAGCAUUGCUGGACGAGGACAAGCUCUCUUUGCGCGAGAAGCUGUCCCGUUCCGCGGCCGCUCUGCCGGGACAGGAGGACCGGCCCAUCCCCGAACAAGUCAUGGAUGGCGCGUUCACCCUCAUGGGCCUGAAUGAGCUGGCAGACCUGCCCGCCAUCGCUUUAAGCAGCGGGCAGACGCGCAGGGCACGUAUCGCCCACGCACUCAUGUAUAGACCCCGCGUCCUCCUGCUCGAGGAUCCCAUGGCUGGUCUCGACGCGCCCAGUCGCGAGCGGGUUAGGAGUCUGCUCGGACAGCUGAAUGCGAGUGGGCAGCCGCGGGUCGUGCUCGUGCUCCGGGACAGGGGCGAGGACACACUCGCCGACUGGGUCAGUAACGUUGUCGAAGUGCGCAAUGGUCGUGCGUGGCUGGGGACGAGGGACGAGUGGGUCGCCCGCCGGCGCGAGCGGGGGGAGAGGGAAGCGGCGACGUAUGCCGCGAGCGAGAGCGCCGGCCCACCGAUCAUCGAGCUGAACGGCGUCUCGGUGUCGUAUGGGCAGGGAUCCCGCCCCGUGCUCAAGAAUAUCGACUGGAGCAUCCGCCCAGGUUCAAGGUGGCAUUUGCAGGGCAGUAACGGAAGCGGCAAGACGACGCUGCUCUCAGUCAUGCUCGGCCUGCAUCCGCAAUCCUACUCGCUCCCGGCCUCGAGUCUGACCAUCUUUGGUCAGCCGAGACGAAAGCUCGCAACAACGAUUCUGCGCCGCAAGAUUGGCCAUUCGUCGCCCGAAAUCUUUGCCGCCUUCCCGCGCAACAUGGCCCUGUCGGCGUACGAUGCGAUUGGGACUGGGUUCGAGGGCGUGUUCGCCCGCCGUACUCUGACGGCUGAGCAGAAGGCCACAGUCCUGGACCUGAUUGAGCGCUUCAAGCCCUCCCUCCGCUCUGCCAAGGAUCCCGAGGACAUCCCGACGAGGGAGAUUGCACUCCGCGACUUUAGCCACUUUACGCCGCCUCAGCAGGCCCUCUUGGUCUUCCUGAGAGCGGUGGUGGGACGCCCCGAGUUACUGGUACUCGAUGAACCGACGCAGGGCAUGGAUGAGGAGAUUUGGGCGAGGUGUCGCGAGUUCCUAAAGGAGGAAUGGGAGGGUGGCGUUAAGCAGGCGGUGAUUGUCGUGAGCCACUAUGAGGACGAGGUGCCGUGGAACAAUGGCCGGGUGCUGAGGUUGAACCAGGGCGUGGCCGAGUUUGAGUAA